Molecule: messenger RNA, 1818 nt
Organism: Malus domestica (apple)
Lineage: Eukaryota; Viridiplantae; Streptophyta; Magnoliopsida; Rosales; Rosaceae
Biological process (GO): lipid catabolic process
Source: RefSeq, a predicted model, not a curated record
ACCAAAUGGCCAUUGACUUGCAGAGAUUGUGAUCGUUUCAGCUGCUGAAGAUUUUAUCAGUGCAUCAAAAAUUCAAAAUACAGUAAUGGUGGAGACCCAGUUGAUCCAACUGAGCUCUUUGUCAAGUUUCAGCUUCUGGGUAUGAAAAGAAAGCAGCUUUGGUUCCAGUUUUCAAGUAUUCAAUUUUGUGUAAUUUGGGAUCAAAUUAUAUAACAUUGUGUUUGAUGUGCUUCUACUGAGAUUUCUUUUGAACAUUAGUCAAUGAAUACCUGUAUUGGGAUUGCGAGAAUCCGAAUGUUUAUGUGCUGCUGAAAUUUCCUUAGGGAUUGGUGUAUUGUGAAUUCUGAGUUUUGAUGUGUCAUAGUAUGUUUAGAGUAGGACUCAAUGUCAAUCCUAUGUGCGUGUCCUGUCCUUGAGUGUGUUUAUUGUCUGGCAUGUACCCGCUGGGCGUGGAAGCGAUGCCUCCACACAGCGGGUCAUGACAGUGAGACUUGGGGCCUUUCCACUGCUGAAGAAUUUGAGCCUGUUCCUCGCCUUUGCCGCUACAUUCUAGCAGUUUACGAAGAUGACCUUCGAUGCCCUCUUUGGGAACCACCCGGUGGGUAUGGAAUUAACCCAGAUUGGUUAAUCUUGAAAAAGACUUAUGAAGAUACCGGAGGUCUAGCUCCUCCUUAUAUAUUGUAUCUUGAUCACAAUCAUGCCGAUAUAGUUCUUGCCUUCAGAGGCCUUAACUUGGCAAGAGAGAGUGACUAUGCAGUUCUGAUGGAUAAUAAGCUCGGCCAGAGGAAAUUUGAUGGCGGGUAUGUUCACAACGGGCUAUUGAAAUCUGCUCAAUGGGUUAUGGAUGCAGAAUGUGAAAUUUUGAAAGAUCUGGUGCAGAAUUAUCCAAAUUAUACUUUGACUUUCGCGGGACACUCCCUAGGGUCAGGUGUAGCAGCAUUGUUAACAAUGGUGGUAGUGAAGAACAGGGAUAGGUUGGGGGACAUUGAUCGGAAGAGGGUUAGGGGCUAUGCUAUUGCACCGGCAAGGUGUAUGUCAUUGAACCUAGCUGUCAGAUAUGCAGACGUCAUCAAUUCUGUUGUGCUUCAGGAUGACUUCUUACCGCGGACUGCUACACCCUUGGAAGACAUUUUCAAGUCACUUUUCUGUUUGCCUUGCAUAUUGUGCCUACGAUGCAUGAGGGACACAUGUAUACCUGAGGAGAAGAUGCUCAAAGAUCCAAGGAGGCUCUAUGCACCUGGCCGCCUUUAUCACAUUGUUGAGAGAAAGCCUUUUAGGUGUGGAAGAUUUCCCCCCGUUGUCAAGACAGCAGUUCCCGUGGACGGGAGAUUUGAGCACAUCGUUCUUUCUUGUAAUGCCACUUCUGACCACGCCAUCAUUUGGAUAGAGAGAGAAGCCCAAAGGGCUCUGGAUUUAAUGUUGCAGAAAGAUCAUAUUAUGGAGAUUCCGUCGAAGCAAAGAAUGGAGCGGCAGGAGACAUUAGCCAAAGAACACACAGAAGAGUACAAGGCUGCAUUACAGAGGGCUGUCACAUUGGCCGUGCCUCAUGCAUAUUCACCGUCUCCGUACGGAACUUUUGACGAGAAGGACGAGGAAGAUCACUCAUAUGGAUCAAGCGGGGAAUCUUCGUUUGGAUCGACUAAGAAAAGCAAGUCCUUCACAGCGCGGUUUUUCUAGAGAAAAGAAUGUACGAGAAGGGAGUGAUUGUUGUUGUUAUUACUAUUGUUUGAUAAGUAGUGAUCGAUCAUUACUGUAGUUGUUUCAGGUACAAACAUGGAGAAAAGAAUACAUUUGAAUUCAUUGAUUCAUUGCUUUUUU